Molecule: messenger RNA, 616 nt
Organism: Oncorhynchus mykiss (rainbow trout)
Lineage: Eukaryota; Metazoa; Chordata; Actinopteri; Salmoniformes; Salmonidae
Source: RefSeq, a predicted model, not a curated record
UGCCCCUCCUCUCGCCCCUCGUUGUGUUGCAGGGUACAUGUGUGGUUCUGCCGUGCUGGAUAAAGACGGGGUCAGUGCGGCAGCCAUCGCUGGGGAGAUGACAUCAUACCUGGCCGCGAAGAACAUCACGCUGUCACAACAACUGACAGCUGUCUACGAGGAGUAUGGGUACCACAUCACUAAGAACUCCUACUUCAUCUGUCACGACCAGGAAGUGAUCCGGGCCAUGUUUGACCGGCUGCGUCACUACGGCAACCAGGAGGAUGUGUCGUACCCCAGGCAGUGUGGAGGCGUCGCUAUCACCGCUGUGCGAGACCUCACUACUGGAUACGACAGCAGCCAGGCGGACAACAAGGCUGUCCUCCCCUCCUCCCCCAGUAGUCAGAUGAUCACGUUUAGUUUCUCUAACGGGGGCGUGGCCACCAUGAGGACCAGCGGAACGGAACCCAAGAUCAAGUACUACACUGAGCUGUGUGCUGCCCCCGGCAACAGUGAUGUUAAAGGUUUACAGAAGGAGUUAGAUGACCUGGUUAAUGCCAUCGUAGAGGACUUCUUCCAGCCCCAGAAGAAUAACCUGCUGUCCAAGCCUGAGUAACACACAUCAGUGGCUUGUAAA